Molecule: messenger RNA, 912 nt
Organism: Onychomys torridus (southern grasshopper mouse)
Lineage: Eukaryota; Metazoa; Chordata; Mammalia; Rodentia; Cricetidae
Product: atherin-like
Exons: 2
Coding region: 91-714 (207 amino acids)
Source: RefSeq, a predicted model, not a curated record
CGGCGGCGAGUCCAUAUCGUCCCCGGCGCGGUCCAUCGCGGGUGGCAGUCCUAUGCUCUGGCCCCAGCGCCCCAAGGCUGCUGCCCUGCGAUGCGCGCGCUUCUCUCUCGGGGCGUUCUCCGGCUCCGUGCCCUCGGGGGCCACUUCAUAGCCGCGGGCCCGCUCGUCCACAGCCCCGGCCGGCCCGCUGCCACCGCCCGGCUGCUUCUGGGCUCAGCCAGGCGGCGGCCGGAGCCCCGGAGCGCUCGGGAGGGCGCGGGCGGCGACAGAAGCCCCAAGAGGCGACGCGCGGGCCGGCCGGGCCGGGGUGGCGGGGCGCGCGGCCGGAGCCCAGCAGAGCGGGCCAGCGCGUGGUGCCCUCGGCGCUGGCGGCGGCGGAUGCGCGGUGCGGCCGCGGCUGUGACAGCGCCUCCCGCCCCGCCCCCACGCGCCCCGCCCCCGCGAGCCCGAGCUGCCGGCGGGACCAGAGCCACGAGCGGUCCGUACCAACCUCCCGGGCUGAGGCGGGGGCCGACGCUGGACCCCUCCCCGAGCUUGGUAUCACCUCCCCGCGCUCCCCGCAGUAGCCCUCCCGCUGGGGCGACUUGGGCUUCGGGUGUUGGAGCGGCUGCGGGUGGGGCCCAGGGCACCCCAGCUUUGGCUCGAAGGGUGAGGGCCUCGACCUCAAAAGCCGAAGUUUCUCGAAGAGGGAGGAACCGAACUUUACCUGAAUGACCUGCCUCUGGCCUUCCCAGCUUCCAUGCUCACUUGAGUCAAUUCUGCACACAAUCUGCCUCUCUGGAAGACCCUAAUGCAAGUGUUUUAAAUUUGCUAAAUGAUUAUUGCACAGAAAGAGAGCCGAAAAGCAAAGGCAGAGAGUAGCCUUGCAGAGUCACACGAUGAGAGAACAUGCUUUGUAACAUGUACACGAUG